Molecule: messenger RNA, 954 nt
Organism: Psammomys obesus (fat sand rat)
Lineage: Eukaryota; Metazoa; Chordata; Mammalia; Rodentia; Muridae
Product: olfactory receptor 5B12-like
Biological process (GO): sensory perception of smell; G protein-coupled receptor signaling pathway
Cellular component (GO): membrane
Molecular function (GO): olfactory receptor activity; odorant binding; G protein-coupled receptor activity
Source: RefSeq, a predicted model, not a curated record
AUGACUUUGAUGGAGAAUAUUUCAGUGGUCACCGAAUUUAUUCUUGUGGGGUUAACAGAUGCCCCAGAGCUGCAGAUCCCUUUGUCUAUCAUCUUCACUCUCAUUUAUUUGAUCACACUGGUUGGGAACCUUGGGAUGAUCAUGCUGAUUCUGCUGGACUCCAGGCUUCACACCCCCAUGUAUUUUUUCCUCAGUAACCUCUCCCUGGUGGACUGUGUUUAUGCCUCAGCAAUCACUCCCAAGGUAAUGGAAGGGUUUCUCACAGGAAAUAAAGUCAUAUCCUACAAUGCGUGUGCUGCCCAGAUGUUCUUCUUUGUAGCCUUUGUUGCUGUUGAGAGUUUGCUUCUCGCCUCAAUGGCCUAUGACCGCCACGCGGCAGUGUGCAAACCCCUGCACUACACUACCAUCAUGACAAGUACCUCCUGCGUCCUAAUUGUCACCUGCUGCUACUUGUGUGGCAUCUUGCAAUCCUCUAUCCACGUUGCCCUGGCGUUUUGUCUGCACUUCUGCCGUUCCAAUGUGAUUAAUCACUUUUUCUGUGACAUUCCCCCACUGCUGAAUAUUUCUUGUUCUGACACCUACACCAAUGAGAUUACUCUCCUUAUCCUGGCUACGCUGGAUGUUGCUUUCACUCUUUUGGUUAUUCUGAACACUUACCUGCUUAUUUUCAUUGCUAUCCUGAGGAUGCGCUCAGCUGAGGCACAAAGGAAGGCCUUCUCUACCUGUGCAUCCCACCUCAUCACUGUAUUCGUCUUCUUUGGGUCUCUUAUCUUCAUGUACUUACAACCCAGCUCCAGUCACUCCAUGGACACUGACAAAAUUGCAUCUGUGUUUUACACCAUGGUCAUUCCCAUGCUGAACCCUGUGGUCUACAGCCUGAGGAACAAAGAAGUCAAAAAUGCAUUCAAGAAAGUUGUUGGAAAAGUAAAGUCUUCACUUCACUUAGUCAAUUAA